Molecule: messenger RNA, 1613 nt
Organism: Temnothorax curvispinosus
Lineage: Eukaryota; Metazoa; Arthropoda; Insecta; Hymenoptera; Formicidae
Product: allantoinase
Exons: 11
Coding region: 39-1451 (470 amino acids)
Biological process (GO): allantoin catabolic process; purine nucleobase catabolic process
Cellular component (GO): cytoplasm
Molecular function (GO): cobalt ion binding; allantoinase activity; zinc ion binding
Source: RefSeq, a predicted model, not a curated record
GGCAAUCGCAGUUACUGCUCGACGGUGCACGUUCAAACAUGCGUUUUCACGAAGAUUAUUCACGAAUCUGCGCUUUCGUGUCUCAAAGAGCAGUCUUCGCAAAUAGCGUCCGACCGGCCACAUUGGUCAUAAGCGAUGGAAAAAUCCAGGAAAUAUCAUACGACACCGGUGAAGAUGUUGUACGAUAUUUAUCACAGAAAUAUCCCGGCAUUCCGUUUAACGAUUGCGGCUCGUUAGUGCUAAUGCCUGGAAUAAUAGACUCUCACGUGCAUGUAAAUGAGCCCGGAAGAACCGAAUGGGAAGGAUUUCACACCGCUACACGUGCGGCCGCGGCUGGCGGCGUCACCACGAUCGCGGAUAUGCCUUUGAAUUCUAUUCCGCCCACCACCACUUUGGAUAAUCUCAAAGCUAAAGCGAGGGAAGCGUGCGCGAAAAUAUUUGUGGACGUUGCCUUCUGGGGCGGGGUGAUACCAGGGAAUCAGCACGAGUUGCGAUCGUUAAUAGACGCAGGUGUAGUCGGUUUUAAGUGCUUCUUGUGCCCGAGCGGAGUCGACGAAUUUCCACAUGUCUCCGUGGACGACGUGAGGGAAACUCUUUCGGAACUGCUGCCUACGAAGACCGUGCUGGCGUUUCACGCAGAAUACGAGCGAAAUGAAAAAACGAAUCGACUAACCGGCAAACCAGAAUUGUACGACACUUUCUUGCGUGCUCGUCCUGAUCUCAUGGAACUUGAUGCCGUAAAAUUAAUUUGUGAUUGGUGUAUAAAAUAUAACUUUCGAUGCCACAUAGUGCAUUUGUCAAGCGCAGAAUGUUUGACAUUAGUAAAUGAUACGAAGGCUCGUGGUGCACCUUUAACCGUGGAAACGUGUUAUCACUAUCUGACACUAGCAGCGGAAGAGAUACCGGCAGGUUCCACUGAAUUCAAGUGUUGCCCGCCGAUCAGGGGAAAGAGUAAUCGAGAACAAUUGUGGCACGGUGUUAAAAGUGGAACAAUAGAUAUGAUCGUUUCGGAUCACUCUCCCUGCGUGCCAGAAUUGAAAACUCGCGGAAAUUUUCUGACUGCUUGGGGUGGAAUCUCCUCAUUGCAAUUCGGAUUACCGCUGGUAUGGACAGCCGCGAGAAUGAGAAAUAUACCAUUUUCCGAUGUCUCGAAGCUAUUAAGCAGUCAGCCCGCAAGGUUGUGCGGUCUCGAAGAUCGUAAAGGUGAUUUAUCAGUUGGAAUGGACGCGGAUUUCGUUAUUUGGAAUCCAGAGGAAUCUAUUAAGAUCGAGAAAGGUGACAUUCACCACAAGAACAAACUGACUCCAUACGAAGGAAAGGUCCUAUUUGGAAAAGUAAUUGCAACCGUCCUUAGGGGACGAUUUGUUUUCAAAGAAGGAAAAAUUUGCGAUAAACCUACGGGGAGAUUAUUGUUAAAUGCAAAUAUCUUGCAAACGAUAGAAACCCGAUAAACUCUAUUUUGUUUUGUACAGCUCACGAAUCUAUUAUUCCUUCGUUUCCGUUUCAAUAUGAAUUGUCAAUAAUAAAGAAAGAUAAGACAAAUAAUAAAUUAUGAAGAAUACUUGUUCACAUUAUUAACUCUUGUUUUAUAUUAUUAAAAGUAAGUGAAACUC